AUGGACGAAGACAGUGGAAGUGGAACCAUCAACAUUUCACCGAUGAAAAGAAAUCCUCGUGGAACCGCUGUAUGCAGUGACCAGUUGCCGCAUGGUGGGGACAUUUGGCCUCGAGACAGCGGAGCGCAGUCAUUUGUAUGCGCGUGCCAGGACUACGAACUUGAUCAAAUUAAAAUGGCAACUUUAGACUUGGAUGAAGAAUUACUCAAAGAUGAAGAGUUAGUUGCAAGUAUUCAAAAUUUGGACCAUUCAAUUGUAGAUAUUGAAACGUUACUAGAAUCACGAAUGGAUUUAGAUUACAUUUCUAUGUCAGUAGAGGAAAAAAUUAAGCAUGAUCUACUUAUUGCAUUUGCAUUGAAUAGUUUGUAUUGGGUAUACCUGCGAUUGGAUGGUGUUGAUCCAACUUCUCAUAAUAUAAAACGAGAAUUGGAUCGUGUAAAAUCAACUAUGGAUAUGGCUAAAGGUGCUAUGGCCAAAAAAAAUAUGCUAAGAGUUGAUAAAAAAGCGGCUGAAAGGUUUAUCGAUCAUGCUCUUUGGACACCAGAAGAUAAGAAACGUAGGUCUCAUAAUGUGGAAAAACCAAAUAAAAAAAUAAAAUUUGAUGAAAAUGGUGACCCAUCAACAUAA
Messenger RNA from Macrosiphum euphorbiae (potato aphid), 627 nucleotides. NCBI's taxonomy places the organism in Eukaryota, Metazoa, Arthropoda, Insecta, Hemiptera, Aphididae. The record is from the annotation of a GenBank genome assembly.